AUGGUGGUGACCACCCGAAGUGGCAUUCAAAUGGAUGAUCCAUCUAUGCCAACACUUGAGAUCGAUAUACACGACAUAGUUGUAGGUGAGGAUGAAACAAAAAGAAAAAUUGAGGAAGAAACAUUAGGUGAAGAUCCAAGCACCAAACAACCUAAAAAGGGGAUGCAAAGCAUGAUGAGAAAGCAUUGCAAUCGCCACUCGCUCCCUUGUGCAAAAGAAAGAAGACCCAGGUGCAUUCACUAUACCAUGUACCAUUGGGUAUUCCAUUUUGCAAAAGUGUUGUGCGACUUGGGUGCUGGUAUUAGCUUGAUGCCAUUUAUGGUGUUCCAAAAAUUGGGCUUGGAAGCCCCUAAAUCGACAUCAAUGCGGCACUUGAUGGCAGAUCAUACUGUGAAGAAGCCCGUGGGCAUUAUUUAUGAUGUCCUAGUGAAGGUUGAAUCCUUCAUAUUCCCUGUUGACUUCUUCAUUCUUGACUGUGAAGUAGAUUUUGUUGUUCCUAUCAUUCUGGGUAGACCAUUCUUGGCAACUGGACGUGCUUUGGUAGACAUGGAAACUAGCAAACUAAAAUUUUGA
This is a messenger RNA of Solanum dulcamara, 573 nucleotides long. RefSeq lists its product as uncharacterized. NCBI's taxonomy places the organism in Eukaryota, Viridiplantae, Streptophyta, Magnoliopsida, Solanales, Solanaceae. Bases 1 to 573 code for a protein of 190 amino acids. The record is from RefSeq and is a predicted model, not a curated record. The transcript has 2 exons.